Peronospora farinosa is the source of this 537-nucleotide messenger RNA. The record is from the annotation of a GenBank genome assembly. Lineage: Eukaryota; Oomycota; Peronosporomycetes; Peronosporales; Peronosporaceae.
AUGGCGUCUUAUGGGGCAGGAAUACCGACGCUAAUGCCGCGUAUCAGCGAGCUCUAUGGUGCCAGUGGUGGUGCUUUUCGGGUAGGAGAAGCAGAGUCAUACAUGCAAGAUCUGGACGAGCUCGAACGCGAAGAAAUAGCGUUCGAAAACACAGUCCAAGAGCUGGUAAAUCGCCGAGCACCAGUGCCCAUUGGUGUUAAAUUCCACCGCGAAGGAGCUGCCAGUACCUUGCAAAAGGAAGUAGCAAUAGGAUCCGAAGUGUUUAGAGAAAGCAAAGCGUCUCAAGAACCAGAGGGUCUAGGAAUGGAGUCGAGUUCAUCCGCAGAAGAAGAAGAGGAAGAAGAGGAAGAUAUGGACGAGGACGAGAUGAUGGUUGAGGAUGAUCAAGACGACGAGGAAACAACAGGAAGAGCGACAAUUGUACGAGGUGAGACGCAGCAACGAGGUGACGACUCGUUUGCACGUGAUAUUGCAUCAAGUGACGACUCGUUUGCGCGUGGAAUCGAGUCAGAUGACGAUUCGAUGGAGAUGGAAUAG